AUGGAUGCUGCCUUUGCUAGGUCAUAUGCUCUUGAAUCCACUCUUUCUUCUGGCACAACUGCACUUGUUGCUCUAAUCUUCGGGAGGUCCCUCCUCGUUGAAAAUGCUGGAAAUAGUCGGGCAGUUCUCUCUCGAAAUGGAAGAGCUCUUGAUAUGUCAAACGACCAUACACCAAUCUACAACAAAGAAAGGAUUCGGGUUGAAUCCUUAGGUGGCUUCAUUGAAGACGGCUACUUGAACGGCCAAUUAGCCGUCACGCGAGCUAUUGGUAACUGGGACAUGAAAGGGCUCAAAGAAAUGGGCGACGACAUCAGCCCAUUGACAGCUGAACCAGAGCUCAAACUCAUAACUCUAACCAAAGAAGACGAGUUUUUGAUCCUUGGAAGUGAUGGGAUCUGGGACGUGAUCAGUAGCCAAAACGCAGUGGACUUUGUGAGGCGGCAGCUGCAGGAGCACAAUGACAUCAACAGGUGUUGCAUGGAGUUGGCAAAAGAAGCUUUAAGGAGAGGGUCAUUUGACAAUUUGACGGUGGUUAUUGUGUGUUUUCAUCCGGAACCGCCAUCACAAGUGGUGGCACAGAGGCGUGCCAGAGUCAGCCGGACCUUUUCUGCAGAAGAGCUGCUGAAGCUGAAAUCCUUUCUGGAAGAAAAAAAAUAG
This is a messenger RNA of Lactuca saligna, 657 nucleotides long. NCBI's taxonomy places the organism in Eukaryota, Viridiplantae, Streptophyta, Magnoliopsida, Asterales, Asteraceae. The record is from the annotation of a GenBank genome assembly.